Molecule: messenger RNA, 8304 nt
Organism: Gadus chalcogrammus (walleye pollock)
Lineage: Eukaryota; Metazoa; Chordata; Actinopteri; Gadiformes; Gadidae
Exons: 3
Coding region: 977-2236 (419 amino acids)
Source: RefSeq, a predicted model, not a curated record
CUAAAAUCUUGCGCAACAACGAAGGGUACAAGUUCCUACGAGGGAUUCGUGGCACACCUCCGUACUGGAUGUCGGUACAGAAAGAUUUGUUUGCGAUGAUACGUCAGCUUUCGAUUCCCACUUUCUUUGCAAGUUUCAGUAGUGCUAAUCUGCGAUGGCCUGACAUGCUCAGCUCUCUUCUAAGAAUAGAAGGAAAACAAACACCUCUCGCAGAUCUCGAUUGGUCUGAUAAAUGUGGACUCGUACGCCGAAAUCCUGUCACAGCAGCGAGAAUGUUUGACCACCGAUGGCAUAGUUUCCUUCGUGAUGUAAUCCUGUCGCCGGCUCAACCCAUAGGGAAAAUCAAGGACUACUUUUACCGUGUUGAAUUCCAGUAGUGUGGCUCUCCUCACGUCCACUGUCUAUUUUGGGUUGAAAAUGCUCCAAGGAUUGAUAGAGAGACCGAUGCCAAAGUAGUACGUUUCAUAGACAGAUACAUCAACUGUGAGAUUCCGCCAGACAGUGACGCAGAACUUGAGGAGCUCGUGACCAGUGUACAAAGACACAGCAAAAGACACUCCAAGACUUGCCGCAAGAAAAACACAGUUUGCAGGUUCAAUUUCCCACGCCCACCAUCAAGCCGUACGUUCAUCACAGGAGGCGCGAACUCUGACAACUUUAAGAGCGACAACGAAAACACGAGUGCCUGCAAAGUUUUAAAGGAAGUAAAGCCUGCACUGACAGCCCCUGACAUGAAUUUCGAUACAGCUGAUGCAUUCUUUGAGUCUCUGGGGAUAGAUCAAGGCUUGUUUGAAAGGGCGUACAAGAGAUGUGUGACAAAGAAAAGCGUUGUCCUGAAACGAAAUCCUGCAGAUAUUUGGGUGAACCAGUACAACCGAGACUUACUCCGCGCAUGGCAAGGUAACAUGGAUAUCCAAUAUGUCACAGAUGCAUAUUCUGUUGUCGUGUAUCGUGCAUCACAAAGGCCGAACAAGAAAUGGGUUUGCUCUUACAACGCACACAAAAUGAGGCCACGAAUGGCGAUCUCGAUGCAAAGGCAGCGUUCAAGCAGCUUGGAAGCGUGUACCUACACAACAGAGAAGUUUCAGCUCAAGAGGCAGUGUACCGCUUAACGCAUAUGCACAUGAAAGAAUGCUCUCGCAAUGUACAGUUUAUUCCCGUUGGCGACAAUCCUGUCACGAUGAGUUUACCUUUGAGUGUGCUCCAAGCUAAAGCUAAGCGCCAAACGUGUGAAGACGACAGCAGCAUUUGGAUGACCAACAUAAUUGAGAGAUACCACAACAGACCUGAGUCAGCAGAAUUUCAAGAUAUGUGCUUGGCCAGUUUUUGCUCAGAAUACAGAGUUAUUUAUGCGUCGCAGGUUUCGGCAGAAAAGGAUUCAGGUGACAUAAUACAGCUCAACAACGACUGCGGUUUUGUGAAACGACGAACCCGAACGCAACCCGCUGUCGUGAGGUAUCCCAGAUUUUCUCCCACAAGAGACCCAGAAAAGUACUUCCAUUCGUUGCUUCAACUUUUCUUGCCUCACUACCAAGAAUAUCACCUCAAACCGUCCCAGUUUGACACAUACGAGCAUUUCUACAAGAACGGUGCGGUUAAAUGUGGCGGUGAUGUUCGACGAGUGCAGUCCAUUGUGGAUGACAACAAAGCUGUAUUUGAAAUAGAGAGCGAUGCCAUUGACCAAGCUAAGCAGUUGCUGGAAGACAACAUUGAUUUAGAAGAUGCAUGGGCUCAGCUGUGUCCUGAAACAGAAAGAGAGCGUCUUCGUUGUUUGGAUCUCAUGAAAGACAGAGUUGUAGAUGAUGAAGACGCUGAUGGCACAGAACUUAUGCCUGACCUGACAGCUAACCCACACACUGCGUGCACUUUGGAAACGAAUCAUGUGACGAUGCCCAGGCAAGACGCGUUGGAUUUAUUGCGAUCGUUGAACGGACAGCAAUCUGCCGUAUUCUAUGCCGUCCGUCAAUGGUGCUUGCAGAAACUUCUGGGACAGAAUCCUGAGCCCUUGCGAUUGUUCAUCACCGGUGGAGCAGGAACAGGCAAAAGCCAUUUGAUCAAAGCAAUACAUUACGAAGCCACUAGGCUGUUGUCACAGAUUGCUGAAAAUCCAGAGGAUCUCACUGUUCUUCUAACGGCACCUACAGGCGUGGCUGCGUACAACAUUGGUGCCGCGACCAUUCACCACUUUCUCCAUUGGUGCAAAUGUCAAGAUGCCUUAUCAACCUCUCGGCGAUGAGAAAGUGAAUUCUCUACGAAGCAGAAUGGGCAACUUGCAAAUCCUGAUCAUUGAUGAAGUGUCCAUUGUCGACCACCGUCUUUUGGUCUACAUUCAUGGUAGACUACGUCAAAUCAAGCAGACCGGUGAUUAUUCGCUGUUUGCAAAUGUUUCCGUGAUCUGUGUGGGUGACUUACCAGUUGAGACCUGUCAAAGGCAAACCUCUUUUUGCUGACGGCGGAAACCUGUGGGAAGGCAAUUUUGAAGUCGCUCAGCAGACCAAAGUCGUUAGACAAGAAAAUGCGGAAUUUGCUGGAUUGCUAAACCGCCUCAGAGUCCGUAAAAAGAAGGAACCUCUCAGCAGCCGUGAUAUACUCACACUGAAGCAGCGUGAAACUGGUGAAGACCCAACUGACAUUCACAUAUAUGCUACAAACACAGAGGUCGAUAAAUAUAAUGUGAAGAGACUGCAAGACACCUGUCCAGACGCAGUCAGCAUUCAGGCCCUCGACUUUGUACGGAACCCCAAAACCGGAAGAAUGGAGCGGAAAGUUGGCUUCCACGCAAAAAUCUUAAAUUCCUGCUUGCCAAAAUGCGUUUCGUUGGGAAUCGGAGCAAGAGUGAUGUUGAAGAACAUAGACGUGUCUGACCGCCUUGUAAACGGAGCGUGCGGCACAGUUGUGGAAAUCAGAGGUAAAGAGGACGAUGACAUUCCUGCAGCUAUCCACGUUGACUUUGAUGAUCCUAAUGUUGGUAAGAUUCAGAGAUCAAAGUCAAAGAAGGUUUUUGAGCGUUCAUCAGUAGUGGAAAAACAAGAAGACCAGGUGACCACUGCCGGAGGACUUCGAAUUCAGCUACCUUUGGGUUUAUCUUGGGCGCAAAAUGUACACAAAUGCCAUGGCUUAACUGUUGAAAGGGCUGUUGUAUCACUCAAAAAGAUAUUUGCGUCAGGUCAAGCUUAUGUUGCAUUGAGUCGUGUGAGAACUCUCAGAGGACUGAUAAUUGAGGACUUCAGAGAGUCAGUUAUAUUUUGUGACGAGAAAGUAGUCAGCUCUUGAAAACAUGCAAAAGUUCAGCUAUGGAAUGUCUGUUUUGUCUGUGAAUCCUGUGUGCACAAUAGCUCUUCAUAACGUACAGAGUUUAAAUGCUCACAUUCAGGAUAUUGCAGCCCAUAAGUCACUCACCAAAGCUGAUUGUAUUUGUUUAACAGACGUGGCUCAACGCAGGUUCCGAGGAACCGCAACUUCCAGGGUACACAUUCAAGCACAAUCCGAGAGAAAACUGUUACGAUGAUUCUGAACCGGUCUUUGCAGGGUUGAAACAACAACAAAGAGGUGGUGUUGGCAUGUAUUCUUCAGACAAAAUUGAUGUGCGGGUUUCAAUUCCAGGGAGAUGCAAUGUGGAAUGCUUGUACUUUGAGAUACCACACGUUAAUUUGAUUGCUGUCAUUUUAUACAGACCCAGCUCCUAUAAGAUUGAUGCCUUUCGACAGCAUUUGUUACAGCUCGUCUUUGACCUUGACAAACAUCCUGGGAGGAAACUCAUCAUGGGAGACUUCAAUGAGGAUAUCUUUGUGUCGUCUACCAUUGCCAAGUUACUGGAACAGCAUGGGUACAGUCAACACGUGCACACAGCCACAACUGAAAAAGGUACGUUGAUAGAUCACGUGUACUGUAAAGAUGCAGGAGAUGUUACUGUUGAAGUUGUACCGACAUACUUCAGUUUUCAUGAAGCAAUACUUGUCUCACUGUUGUGAUGUAUUAUUUUGCAUUCAAAGAACGUGAGAUGUUCAGGAAUAUGUUAUCCGGUCAUUAUGUUAUACAUUGUGUCAUUAUCACUACCACAAAUAUACUCCGUCCGCCAACUGGGGUUUGGGUGGGUAAGGCAAGGAGAGAGCUUAACACUGGACGGCUCCUUGCAGGGGAUGGAAGGGUAAGGGUAGACCAUUUUGCAAAAGAAGUUGCACAAAAGACAUGCUGAUGUGUGGUUCCACAGUGAUUUCGGAUUGUGACCACCACACCAAAAGACCCCAAAACACCCUAAUUCAAUGAAAAAUGAAAGAAAAUAAUGCUGUAUGUUAAUACAGCAUACCUAAAUUGUUAAUAAUAAUAAGAAUAAUAUUGCUGUUGUUUGUAUGUUUUGUAUGUUAUAAACAAAGAAAAUUUGGAUCUAAAUAAUAAUAAUAAUAAUAAUAAUACAUUUGAUUUGUAGAGCACUUUACAUUCAAAAAUCUCAGUGCUACGGAGUUUAAGAGAGAGGGAGAGAGAGAAAAAGUCUAAACACAGCUGUAGUCCGUGGGGCCUUCAGGUGGUCAAGGAGGGCGUUCCAUUGUCUUGGGGCAGCAGCGGAGAAAGCCUGAUCACCCAUGAUGCGGAUGUUGGUCUUAGGUCAUCAGAGGGUGUGCGCUGAUGCAGAGCGAAGGGUAAUGCAGAGCAAAGUAAUGUAGUUACUAGACUGACAUGAUGGUGAAAACAAACCAAAAAAAUAAAAAAAAACAGCUUGAGUGCAACUUAUUUUGGAAAAUGGCCAAAAAAUAGACCCUGUUUACUUUUUUUUAUUCACCUUAUUCACCAAGGCACCAAGGGAGGGGGGACCUGAUACAUUGUGUUGGAACUUCCAAUCAGGCAGUGAUAUGCAUCAUCAAUAGUAGUUGUUUGAACAGUUUUAUUUAUGUUGUCUUUUUUGCGCCCUCUUAAUCAAUCAAUUUUGUGGAAAAUAUCACCAGUACAAUGAGGAUGUUUUCAGCAGUAAAAACAGUGUUUUGUAAUCCUUAUACUUCAUGAAAAUAGAAUGGAUGUGUAUGAAGGCAAGCAAUGUAAUGGAAGUUUCAACAGAAAACCAAAGAAAAAACGUUUAGAUAUGAGCAUGGCUGAAUAAGGUGAACCGGUGAUUUUAUUAGUAAUGCUCGGAUUAAUUUUUAUGCCAGUGGAUCAUGUCUGUGCUCCAACAAUCGAGUGUUAUCUGUAAUGUUGAAAAAAAACACGACAAACAAAUGUAGUUUAAAUUGUUGCAAAGGAAUACAUUGACUUGUGAACACUAAGCAGUGAUGCUACCUCAACAGACCUGAUGUGCACUUUUCAGGGAUAAAACAGGACACAUUUUUCUUAACAAAAUAGAGAAUUGCCUACUGCAUCCCAGAACACUACUGUUAAGAGUGAUGCAAAUAAUUGGCAUAAUGUACAUCUGUAUUUGAUGCUUUCCACUUGUGAUCCAUUUCUGUAAACACGGUCUUGUAAGCAAAGGGAUUGGGGUUACUUUACUACGAGUAGUACAGAUCAUUUAUUUUGUGUAAAAGUAAUGAUAGGCAUUAAUAGUGUUAGAUUAGGGCAGGAUGUUUUAAUUGUAUUAUUUUUUACCUAUGUGAUGUAUUAUCUUUGUAUUGCAUUUGGGAUCAUUUAUUAUUUUCUGAAGUCAUACAGUCGCUUCUGUUCAUUUCAUUUCUGCUUUGUAUUGGGAUAUACUGUACUUGCUGGUAUAUGAGAUGUAUUUGUUUGCAAGUAAAAUGAAGAAGCACAAAAGGAGGGUCUGACCAUGCAGAGUAACUCUGUAAGACAAGAGAAGGCUAUCGAACACACUCGGACAGAAAACCUGGCUGAGCUUCGGAACCCAGAGGACAUACAGCUUCAAAGUCAUUGAAUGCAUUACUGUUAAAGCAUCUUUUGUCAUGAAAAGCAGUACCAAUAUGUGAGUAUCUAUCUUCUUUUCCUUCUUUGCACAUUAAAUAUGACGGUGGCAUUUGUCCUGCCUGUGCAGCCUGUUGACCAGAGCAUGUUGACACUUUUUUUGCAAGACCUGUGUAAACUACAAACACUCUAAAUGUAAGAAGUCUGACUGUCAGAAACACUCUUGUGAGAUGAGAUUAUAUGAGCAUCCAGAAUGGGUUCUGGAUGAAAAAGUACUCUUAUGAAUUGUAUAUAAACUGCAUAACACUGUUAAUGUAUGGUCCUGCUUUGUUUUACCUACACAGCCUGCUGAUGGAGAAAUACCUGGAAAAAAGCGUGUUGCUGCUCAUCUACCUUUUUCAUCGUUGAGGCCUGAUCAAACUCAUCUAUUUUCACCUGUGGUGCAGACCUUCAGUAACAGAUUCCACCUGUUGCAGCUUGCUCGAGCUCAUCCAUCUUCACCUGUAUCCCAAACUUCCAAGACCAAUCCGAACUACAAAAUCCACUGCUGCUAGAAGUUUGACUGUCCAUGAUGGUCUUGUGAGAUCACUUUCCUUAAUUUUUUAAAGCGUGUUACGGUGACUGGACUGGAUGCCUGGACUCUCCUCAUGGUUAACUGGCCAGCACCACAUCACCGUGUUAUAAAAUGAUUAAUCAUUUUAUGAUUAAUCGUUUUUUGUUUUAUAUCUGUUUUGUUUGUUUUUUAGCACUUUGGUGACCAAUUUAAUAUGAUGUGCAUGUGUUUACCUGUAUGUCAAUUAUGGCACCCACUCCUGACCAUCCCUGGAAGAAGGGAUCCCCUACUAUGCGUUUCUUCUCAAGAUUUCUUCCUUGCUAAUUUCAAGGGAGUUUUUUCUUGCCCUUGUGGGGGCUUGGGUAAAGGGGGGUGUCAUAAAUAUUUUACCUGUUAAGCCCUUUGUAAUGGUGAUUAAGGGCUAUACAAAUAAACUUGAAUUGAUUCCAUUAGUUUGUAUACUAUUUACGAUAUCAUGUCACAAGAUGGAUAAGACAACAUAACAAUGUUGUAUAUAUGCAUUAAGAGUAUUAAAAGUAGGUGGUGUGUGUGUUUAUUACUACCUUUUAUCAGUAGUUGCACUAUGGUUAGCACUAUGGGUGAUGUGGAAAAUACUGAAUCAUACCUCAAGUAUGAUUCAGUAUUUUCCACAUCACCCAUCAUCACUUAUAUGAUUAAACCCUGAGUACUUGCUUGUUUAUUUAGAUUGGCUUAACAGAAACGAUGCUGCCUAUCUCUUAGUAUUGACCACAAUAAUUUAACUCUUCAUGAUUUUUCCUACCAUUGACUGACUGGGUCUUAAUUAAUCAGUGGUACAAUCCCAAUUACAAUCAGGAUGAAGUGAACAUACUCUGAAUGCUAUGCUCUUACUCAAAUAAAUGUUGACACAGAUUCUGUAAUGGUGUCUUGAAGAGGAGUUGUGCGCACAUCCCAAAAAGUAAUCCACAGGUGCUAGACAAUUUUAUCAGAUAUAGUGGAAGAAGCUGUUAAUUGUCCAGAAGCACAUUUAUUUACUUAAAGACAAGGCAACAUUUCGAUGUCAUCGGAUCUUCAUCAGGCAUUGAACACACUGGGUGAGACGUGAAACCAAACAGGGGACCAGUCUAAACAACAGGGCGCACCCAAAAGGUGGCAAUUGGCCUGACAUGCACCUAAAAAAGCUGGCUGACAUGCAUUGCAUAAAAUCACAUGAAUCAAUGACAAAUAAAUGAAGAUUUCGAUUGGCCAUCCUAUAUAUCGAAUUCUUGCAAUGUAUGGCACAGUAUUGUGAAUUAGAUUGAUUUGCUAUAUCCGUUUGAUGUUCUAAGCACGUUUCGGUUGAUGUCGUGCAACUUGUAUUAUGUAAUUUAUUUUGUCUAGGCAGACCAAACAUGCUCAUUCCCCAUAUUUUGUUUAUCUGAUGACCUUUUGUAGAGGUAAUGAUGAAAAACUACUUAGAUCCUUUGUGGUACGGUCGUCUCAGGCUAGGUAUGACUUGGAGAGUGGUAAACGUUCAACACAAGGUUUAUCCCUGACAGAGACACAAUGUAAACAAGCAUGCGUUCUGGAGGGGGUUCAUGAAGCAUCUAAUCCAGUACCGCUUGUGGCCACACGAGUGCAGUGUCUACCCUGAGCGCUGUUCAGCACAACUAAAAUUGAAAUGAAGGAUGUGUGUUCUGAUUGCAUGAAGUAUGAAAGAUCGACAUGAUGAUUUAAUAUGAUUGAUAUGUUGUCAGUUUUAUAUAAAACAGCAUAUCAUGACCAUGAUAAAAUGCAUAUGAUUAGAUAUAAUUUUACUAACAAUGUUAAAGAGUGGCUGAGAACAGGCUUACUUCCUGUUUGGCUGUUUUGCCGUAAAGUUUGAUUGGCUGUCACGGCCAAACGGUUUUGAAUUUGAGACAGCUGUUUGACAAAUUUGUUCAGCUUGGUCUGAA